AUGGAUCUGAAGGCACCCAGGAAGUCUCAUCUAAGCAAGUCCAGAAUCAAGGCCCAGGAGAGAUUUGCCAAGAACUUCCCAUACAGGCUGUCCUGGCUGUCAGAGCCUGGCCCGGAGUCACUGAAACCCUGGGAGGUCAAGGACACCACGCAGAAGGAGAAGCUGCCCCCGCAGAAGAAGCUGGUGCCCACCAGGUCCAUCCCAAUCCGAGGGCUCGGAGCUCCAGAUUUUGCAGCCUUAUGGGGCUUCUGUCCGCGGCCAUCGCUGCCUCUGCCACCGCAGCUGUGUAACCUCUGGGAGCUCAAGUUACUCAGCUGUCGCUUCCCCAAACAGCUGGCUCAAGAACUGUCCCUGCUGCAUGCCCAUACUAACCAUCCCUACAUUCCCAAGGAGGCAGCAAGGCCCUCCAGGAGCCUGGUCUAGAGCCCAGAUGCUGGCCAGGCGUCCCUUGGGCUGCCUUCUGGGCACCUUGCCC
Messenger RNA from Ochotona curzoniae (black-lipped pika), 475 nucleotides. It is a transcript of the gene CUNH3orf22, whose product is annotated as chromosome unknown C3orf22 homolog. Bases 1 to 423 code for a protein of 140 amino acids. The record is from RefSeq and is a predicted model, not a curated record. The transcript has 3 exons. NCBI's taxonomy places the organism in Eukaryota, Metazoa, Chordata, Mammalia, Lagomorpha, Ochotonidae.